Triticum aestivum (bread wheat) is the source of this 1065-nucleotide messenger RNA. RefSeq lists its product as uncharacterized. The transcript has 8 exons. NCBI's taxonomy places the organism in Eukaryota, Viridiplantae, Streptophyta, Magnoliopsida, Poales, Poaceae. The record is from RefSeq and is a predicted model, not a curated record. Bases 109 to 603 code for a protein of 164 amino acids.
GAUCCAGCAACAUCCAAAGCCCAAACCCUCUCCCACACAGUGAGACUAAAAAAAAACAGCCAGAGAAGCGGCGGUCUCGUCCACCACCACCACCACCACCGGUGAGCGAUGUUGGUGGCGGGGAAGGCGAAGGCGAGCGGCGGCAAGCGGGGCGGGGCCAAGGACCCCGACGAGGCACCCCGGUCCGAUAAGAGGCGGCGCGACAUGGACGACUCCGACCCCGAGCUCGAGCUCGACAGUGACUUCAAGCAGAUCGUGACGAUGCUGCGCCACAUCAAGGACAAGGCUCACAAGGACGGCCAGAAGAAGACGGCCAUCUCCAGCGUUGCAACAGAGAUUCAAUCUAUGGUACAGAACACCAAGGCAAAGUUUGAGAAGGAAAGGCAGACUGUUCUUAAAGCUCUAAUGAAGGCUUCCAAAGAGUGUGAAGGUUCAUUGAAGACCGAGUACACCAAGUUUCAAGCCACUCAUGACAAGUUCUGCAUAGACAAAGCUCCACACACACAGAAUUUCAAAGAUCUUUUCUCAAAGUUUGAGGUUGAAAAGGAGAAACUGAUAGUUCAAUAUGAACAGCAAAAUUCGUUGCUCUUACUCAACUACUAAGAAGGAGAAGACCUCUCUUUCUGAUGUUGAGAAAAGAGUUUCAGAGAAGCUAGCAGAUGCAGAAGAAUCAAGUUGAAGCAGGGCGACAAAUCCAUCAGCAAGCUUCACAAGUCCUUUGCCUCGUUCCUGGGCCCCGACGAGGAGGAGGACUGCUACGUCUCUUGCCAGAUGGCCUGUCUUUCAGAUCGAUGUGGAUAGUGGUGUGGUUUUGAAGAAGAGAGAUGAUGCACAGCACAGGGGAAAGAUAGAGUAGGUUCUGUAGGAUUUGCUAGCUUCUUAACCCGCACGGCUCAUAUGGUUUUGGUGUUGUACGGUUGUGGUGUCUGUCUUUCAGAUUCGACAUGGAUAGUGGUAUAUGGUUCUGAAGAACAGAGAUGACGCACAACAUAGGGGAAAUAGAGUAGGUUCCAUAGGAUUUUGAUAUCUUCACUCGCACGGUUCAUGUGAUUUUGGUUUUGGUUU